Micropterus dolomieu (smallmouth bass) is the source of this 1671-nucleotide messenger RNA. RefSeq names its product E3 ubiquitin-protein ligase TRIM35-like. The record is from RefSeq and is a predicted model, not a curated record. Gene Ontology annotation, molecular function: protein binding; zinc ion binding. The transcript has a single exon. NCBI's taxonomy places the organism in Eukaryota, Metazoa, Chordata, Actinopteri, Centrarchiformes, Centrarchidae. The coding region runs from base 37 to 1443 and encodes 468 amino acids.
CUGCCUUUCUGUGUUUUCAGCGUCACUCAGAGGACAAUGGCUACUACCUCAGAGGAGGAUUUCUGCUGUCCGGCCUGCCAUGACAUCUUUAAAGAUCCUGUCCUCCUGUCAUGUAGCCACAGCUUCUGUAAAGCCUGUCUGCAGAGCUGGUGGAGAGGGAAACAUAUCCAACAGUGUCCAGUUUGUCGGACAGAAUCUCAGUGGAGUAAUCCACCUCGCAACUUGGCGUUAAAGAAUGUGUGCGAGUCGUUUUUGCGACAGAGAGGUCAAGGAGCCUCAUUGGGGUCUGUGGCGCUCUGUCGUCUGCACUCUGAGAAACUCAAACUGUUUUGUCUGGACCAUCAGCAGCCAGUGUGUGUCGUCUGUCGAGAUGCGAAAAUACACACUGACCACAGCUUCAGACCCAUCGAGGAGGCCGCACAGGAUCAAAGAGAGCAGCUCCAGAAAUCCCUGAAACCCUUCCAGGACAAGUUAAAGGUGUUUGAAGAAGUUAAAGUGAACUUUAAUCAAACAGCAGAACACAUCAGGGUCCAGGCCCGACACACAGAGAGGCAGAUUAAGGAAGCUUUUCUGAAGCUUCACAAGUUUCUACAAGAGGAAGAGGAGGCCAGGAUGGCUGCACUGUGGGAGGAAGAGGAGCAGAAGAGACAGAUGAUGGAGGAGAAGUUUGAAGCUCUGAGCAGAAAUAUAGCAGCUCUUUCGGACACAGUCAGAGCCACAGGGAAGGAUCUGAAAUCUGACGACAUAUCAUUCCUGAAGAACUACAAGGCUGCAGUUAAAAGAGUCCAGCAGUGCCCCCUACUCGAUGAUCCACAGCUGCCCUCAGGAGCUCUGAUAGACGUGGCCAAACACCUGGGCAACCUGACCUUCAACAUCUGGAAUAAGAUGAAGGACGUAGUCUCUUACAGUCCUGUGAUUCUGGAUCCAAACACUGCCAAUCCAGAACUCAUUCUGUCUGAAGAUCUGACCAGUGUCAAACAUGGAAAGAGACAGCAGCUUCCCGAAAACCCAGAGAGGUUUGAGUACUGGGAUUCUGUCCUGGGCUCAGGAUUUACCUCAGGGACUCACAGCUGGGAUGUUGAGGUUGGAGACAACAAAGACUGGGAGCUGGGGGUGUUAACAGAGUCCAUUUGUAGGCAGGGAUUUGUGGGCUCUACAGUGUGGAGUGUAGACUUCAGUGAUGUUGGAUACAGAGCGUACUCCCCAACAGAUAAAUACACUGACCUCCCAGUCAGACAGAAGCUCCAGAGGAUCAGAGUUCAUCUGGACUGGGACAAAGGAGAGCUGUCCUUUUCUGAUCCUGAUUCUAACACUCACUUACACACCUUCACACACACUUUUACAGAGAAAUUGUGCCCGUACCUUUGCACCAGGAAUACAUUCCCUCUGAAGAUAUCGCCGGUAAAGGUCUCUGUAACCGUGGGAAGUUCAGAGAUCAGUUAGAGGACAAUACGAUGAUAGCGUCUCACUGUGUCAGUCUGGUGUGUGUUUCUUGUUUCAGUCUGUUUUCCCUGUUAGUUUGUAGUCUACUCUGUGCCUUUAGUGCUGUUCAGUCUGUUUCCUGUUUAGUUUGGUUUUGAUCUGUGCCUGCCUUAGUUCCUGUUAUGAUCCCUGUGUUAUAGUCGGUCGGUGUUUGUCUGUUUACAUGGGGUUCUGUUUGUAUGGGAUAGA